Messenger RNA from Linnemannia hyalina, 642 nucleotides. Lineage: Eukaryota; Fungi; Mortierellomycota; Mortierellomycetes; Mortierellales; Mortierellaceae. The record is from the annotation of a GenBank genome assembly.
AUGGCAGACGAUGAUGUCUCUGAGUCCCUGCCUGCCCUCGAAGAGUCACAGGCCGCAAUGGAGGAGCAAUGGAGGACGCUGACAGCUGCAUGCGUCGACAAGAUGCAAGGCCGAUCAGUUGAUGAUCUCGAAUUACCCGAUGUCGAGACGCAAGAUGUAGAGGACAUCCUGCUGGAACAGGUGCUCUCGCUUCUGAGCAAGCCAGCUGUCUCGGCUGUUGACUGCAGUGCCAUGUUCACGGCGUUGACAGGGACUGUCGACCUCCGCAGACAUCGAGUGGAUGGCUACAGGAUGAGUGCCAUGGUGUGCGACCUGCAGGCGCAAGGAGACAUUUUUCUUGGCGGCGCUGCCUGUGUGGAUGUCACUGAUCUCCCUACAAGCAAGGAUGAGCUUGCUAGUUUCCUGUCCGGACCCUCUGCAAAGCUUUUUUGGGACUAUACGAAACUUCUGCUGGAAUACCAGGCCGACAUCAAGGAACAGGUUCGGAAGAAGCGCUCUGCUUCAAUUACGGAGCCAAAAUCGCCGCUAUGGCAAGCAGAGGCACAGGAGGAUGAUGAGCAAAGUGAAGCCAGGACACCACUGCAGACGCCAAAGCUGUAUGGCCUCGGACAGGUCACAGUACUCACGCCUAAAAAUUCUUAA